Leishmania mexicana MHOM/GT/2001/U1103 is the source of this 921-nucleotide messenger RNA. RefSeq lists its product as hypothetical. Bases 1 to 921 code for a protein of 306 amino acids. The transcript has a single exon. The record is from RefSeq and is a predicted model, not a curated record. NCBI's taxonomy places the organism in Eukaryota, Euglenozoa, Kinetoplastea, Trypanosomatida, Trypanosomatidae.
AUGCCGCGGCUUCAUUGGCGGCAGACGCGUGGUGUGCGUACUUUGUACACCGUCGUCCCUCCUGCGCAUCCGUCUCGGGUUCUCGGCAAUGCCGGCGGCGCAGAAGUUAGCCGUCGCCGUGUGGCAGUGCCACCCGAACAUGCCCCUUUGUAUGGCUCUUCAACGUUGUUGCGGCCGUCAUCGCAGCCGUUGUCACCUCAGUCACCGUCGGCGGCGCCGGCAGGGCAGGCGCAGUUGUCUUGCAGGCACCAAGGGAGACGCCGCAGGCAUGGAUGGGCACUGGUCUGUCUCUCGCCGGCACUCGUGGUGCUGGUCGCCAUGAUACAGAUGCUCGCGGAACCGGCAAGCACCAGCACCAGCCACCACUGCGGCAAGGAUAUCCUCCCCAGCGGUCUUCGCAGCCGCACGGCAACCGCUACGGCUGUGUGUGCGCGCUGGUCACGUAGGCUCGAUAAAUUCUCAGCAACCGUGCCGCCGCAAUGUGGCGGCUCUGCACCUCACGUCUCCAGUGCCGGCGACGCGCCGUGGAGGGCAGCUGGCGCACAAGGGCAUCUCGCCGCAUGCCCUCCGCGAGACGAUGGCGACGACGUGAGCGACGCCGACGGCGACGGGGUGGUGGAGCACGUGGAGGAGGUGGUCUGGGGACGGAUCAGAGGCACAGGGGGGGGGACCGCGGGCGCGGCCAUUACGAGGACACUCAGCGAAUGGACGGCUGCACUCCCAUCUUUGAUGGCUGGUGGGCCCGCCUGCGCUCGCCUUCGUUAUCGUGGUGGCUUUCAAACAGUACAUCCUCCACUGGCCGUGACGCUGCGUCGCCUGUGCCGCAGUCUAAAGCGUGCGAUGUACACACAAGCCAAAGCAAAAGCUCAUCAGCAGCUGCAGCCGCAACGGCGUCAACGAUGCCGACGCGCACUGAUGUGA